GAACGACAUACCCGACAGUACCCCCCUCCUCGUGGGGUUCACUUUCUUGUACUUCUACCUUAUCCUGUUCCCUUAGAAGUCGUUACCGGGUUUUUUGGGUCAGAGUGAACAUGGCGUCAUCUGGCCCUAACUCCUCCAACACCUCCAUCAAGGUCGUUGCGAGGUUCCGACCGCAAAACAAAGUCGAAUUGUCUUCCGGAGGAGAGCCCAUUGUAGAUUUUGAAAAUGAGCAGUCAUGUGCGAUCAAUUCCAAAGAAGGCACCGGUUCUUUCACCUUCGACCGGGUCUUCCCUAUGGACUCGAAGCAAACGGACAUCUUCGAUUUCUCCAUCCGACCGACCGUCGACGAUAUCUUGAAUGGAUAUAACGGAACGGUGUUCGCGUAUGGUCAGACAGGUGCGGGUAAAUCAUACACGAUGAUGGGCUCCGAUAUCGACGACGACAUUGGCAAGGGUAUCAUUCCUCGUAUCGUGGAACAGAUCUUUGCCAGCAUCCUAACCAGUCCGAGUAACAUCGAAUAUACGGUGCGCGUCAGCUAUAUGGAAAUUUACAUGGAACGUAUUCGCGAUCUGUUGGUACCACAAAACGAUAACCUCCCAGUCCAUGAGGAAAAGUCUCGAGGUGUCUACGUUAAAGGCCUCUUAGAGGUCUAUGUUUCGAGUGUGCAGGAGGUGUACGAAGUGAUGCGCCGUGGUGGCACGGCACGAGCAGUUGCUGCGACCAACAUGAACCAAGAGUCUUCCCGUUCCCAUUCCAUCUUCGUGAUUACGGUGACGCAGAAGAAUCUGGAGACUGGCUCCGCGAAGAGUGGUCAGCUCUUCCUGGUUGAUUUGGCUGGUAGUGAAAAAGUUGGAAAAACGGGCGCCAGCGGUCAGACACUGGAAGAGGCCAAGAAAAUUAACAAGAGUUUGAGUGCUCUUGGUAUGGUCAUCAAUGCGCUGACAGAUGGCAAAUCCACACACAUCCCGUACCGUGACUCGAAACUCACCCGUAUCUUACAGGAGAGUUUGGGAGGUAACUCGAGAACCACCUUGAUUAUCAACUGUUCCCCUAGCAGCUACAACGACGCGGAAACCAUCUCUACGCUACGAUUCGGUGUGCGAGCCAAGGCAAUCAAGAACAAGGCGAAGGUCAAUGCCGAGCUGAGCCCUGCCGAAUUGAAGCAGCUGCUGCGUAAAGCCCAGAGCCAAGUCACCAAUUUCGAGAGCUAUAUAUCCGCACUGGAGUCUGAAGUCCAUGUAUGGCGUAGUGGUGAAAAUGUUCCCAAAGACCGAUGGACACCAGGGAGAAACGACGUUGUAAGCGCAACGAAAGCUGAGUCCCGACCACGCCCCAGCACCCCGUCUCGUCUUCAAGAGGCUCGAUCUGAAACCCCUCGACCUGAUUCGAGAGUCGGUGAUCGCUCCAGCACCCCUAGUCUUGUGCUCGAAAAAGACGAGAGGGAAGAAUUCCUCAGGCGCGAGAAUGAACUGCAGGAUCAAAUUGCCGAGAAGGAAUCACAUAUCGCCAAUGUCGAACGAGGCCUACGUGAGGCACGGGAAGAACUUCGAGCAAUGAAGGAGAACUCGGCACGUUCGGGUAAGGAUAACGAGAAGCUGAAUACUGAGGUCAACGAACUCCGGAUGCAGCUGGAGAAGGUGUCGUAUGAGAGCAAGGAAGCUGCUAUCACUAUGGACGGUCUUCGGGAGGCCAAUUCUGAGCUGACAACCGAGUUGGAUGACGUCAAGCAACAACUUCUCGACGUGAGAAUGAAGGCCAAAGAGACCAGCGCUGCAUUAGACGAGAAAGAGAAGAAAAAAGCGGAGAAGAUGGCGAAGAUGAUGGCUGGAUUUGACCUCGGCGGCAAUGUGUUCUCCGACAACGAGCGCAAACUUCAAGACCUUAUCAAUCGUGUUGAUGCAUUGCAUCAGGUCAGCGAAGCGGGCGAGACCAUCGCACCGGACGACAUCCUGGAGCUACGCACGAGCCUGUCGGAGACCCAAGGGUUUAUCCGGCAGGCCGAGCUGACCAUGAAUGACCGGGGUGAACUGAGUGAGCUGCAGGACAGCCGUAGGAUCGAACUUGAGCAGAAGCUGGCUACCCUCGAGCAUGACUAUCAGAAGCUCCUGGAACGGAAUCUGGGUGAGGAAGAUGCGGAGGAGGUCCGGGAGAGACUGGAAAAGCUUUAUAUCACCCGGAAAGACACCGAAUUACAGGCAGCCACGGAACUGCGGAAGGAGAUUGCGCGCAAGGAUGAAGAACUUAACAAGCUGCGCCAGUCUCUUGCCGACUCGCAAUCUCGCGUGUCGACGAACGGUGCAGCAGGCAAGAACUUGCAGCAGCAGAUUGCCGAAUUCGAUGCCAUGAAGAAGUCUCUCAUGCGCGAUCUGCAGAAUCGUUGUGAGCGUGUCGUGGAGCUGGAGAUUUCUCUAGACGAUGCCCGCGAGCAAUAUAAUAAUGUGUUGCGCUCUUCGAACAACCGGGCCCAGCAGAAGAAGAUGGCAUUCUUGGAACGCAAUCUAGAGCAACUAACCCAUGUACAGCGACAGCUAGUAGAACAAAACAGCAGCCUGAAGAAGGAGGUUGCCAUUGCAGAGAGGAAGCUGAUCGCCCGAAAUGAGCGCAUUGCAAGCUUGGAGAGCCUGCUCCAGGAGAGCCAGGAGAAACUCACCCAGGCCAACCAUCGUUUUGAAGCUCAGCUCACUGCUGUCAAAGAGAGACUCGAGGCUGCGAAGCAGGGCUCGACUAGGGGUCUUCCAACUAUGGAUAGCGGCGGCAGUUUCAGUUUUGGCGGCUCGAGAAUCGCGAAGCCGCUCCGUGGCGGCGGCGGAGGAUCCGAGAGCAGUGCUCCGGUUGCCGGAGUCCAGUCGCAGGAGACCGGAAAGCGCACCAGCUGGUUUUUUGAUAGACGAUGAUCCACGAUUUCUCUUUUGUUGCUUGUUUUAUCCUUUCGCCGAAGAUAUUUGAAGAACAUUCUUGACACGCCGAUAUCCUACAUCCCCAUCUCGUCUCGUGCGAUCUGGCCGAGCAUGUUUGUGUGAAUGAAG
This is a messenger RNA of Aspergillus alliaceus, 3026 nucleotides long. RefSeq names its product putative kinesin family protein (KinA). Gene Ontology annotation, biological process: microtubule-based movement; mitotic spindle organization. The transcript has 5 exons. The record is from RefSeq and is a predicted model, not a curated record. Gene Ontology annotation, molecular function: microtubule motor activity; ATP binding; microtubule binding. NCBI's taxonomy places the organism in Eukaryota, Fungi, Ascomycota, Eurotiomycetes, Eurotiales, Aspergillaceae. The coding region runs from base 111 to 2894 and encodes 927 amino acids.